This is a messenger RNA of Salvelinus namaycush (lake trout), 3836 nucleotides long. RefSeq names its product SAM and SH3 domain-containing protein 1-like. The transcript is spliced from 20 exons. The coding region runs from base 179 to 3442 and encodes 1087 amino acids. The record is from RefSeq and is a predicted model, not a curated record. Gene Ontology annotation, molecular function: protein binding. Lineage: Eukaryota; Metazoa; Chordata; Actinopteri; Salmoniformes; Salmonidae.
CUCAGUCAAGUUUGAAAAGAGAAAGAGGAGACUGACUGUCGUUCCAGCUGUGUAGCACAACUGGAGAACAUAACAAACAGGCUGCCAACUUGUGGAUGGCUCCUUUGGAACCUUUGAGGACUUGGCUCAGGAGUACUCAGAGUAUUACAGCACUUCUCUCACUGACGUCCAAGACAGAAUGGAGGAGAUCUGCAAACGCAAACUUGUACAAGUUGCAGAAUCAGAGAUGGAUUCGCUAGGGCUGAGUAGCAGUAGCGCUGUGUCCACUCCCGAGACAGAGAGAAGGUUGUCCAUGCAUAAAUCAAGUUCUGAGGAUGCGUCAGAGGGAAAAUGGGACGGAAAGAGACAGAAAAACAAGUCAUUCUGGCAGAAUUUCCGGAAGUCGCAGAAAGGUGUCGUGCGGCAGACCACAAGAAGUGAGGACAUAGGUUUUGUAGCCAGUGACAUCACUAUGAGUGAUGAAGAGCGCAUCCAGCUGAUGAUGAUGGUCAAGGAGAAGAUGAUAAGCGUGGAGGAGGCCUUGGCAAGGCUGAAAGAGUUUGAGAGCCAGAGCCGACAGAACUGCAGCACUGAUCUUACAGAAUGGCCUGAUGCUCCCAGUCCAACCGUGAACGAGUCCUCCAACUGCAACUCAUGUGAGCAGUCGGAUGGUGAACAGGAGGAGUCCGGGACGUUCAGACGGCUCCAUAAGCUGGUCAGCUCCAGUCGUAGGGUCCGCAGGAAACUCCUCAGGAUCGACGAGUCCAAGAAGCCUGGGUCUGACGAGUCUCUGAGUAUGGUCGGGCCUGUCCCGGGUGAUGCCAUGUCCUCUCUGUCCCUGUACUCUGGGGUUCAGAAGAAGCAGUCUGGCCGGUUUCACCACGAUGACUCCCUGGCCUCCGCCUUGCGCGACCAGCUGACUUAUGACCUCCGAGACUCGGACAGCCUGACCACCUCCCCCUCCUCCUCCUCCUUGGACACCUGCAGCAGCAACACACACACCCACAGCCUGGAUACAGUCUCCAGCACCAGCCAGCGACUGUCCACAGCCUUCAGUAAGACAGGAGGAUCCAGCCCAGCCUGUAGCCCAGGGAGAUACCCGGACACAGGCCCCAGCGGCGACGUGAGGGCCGGGGGUAGUGGUUCCUCCCUGUCAGAGAUAGAGGUUGGUGGUGGAGAGGAUGGACCCAGGAUGGCCCGGUCAGUCACGGUUGGAGAGAUUAGGAGAGUAAUCGGCCCACUCAGCUACCAUGGGAGAACCUGUAGCUUUGGUGGGUUUGAUCUGACCAACCGGUCUCUGCACAUGGUCACCGGAGAUCAGGAACUCACUAACAAAGAUGGGGAUGCCAGUGUGAAAGGCAUAGUCAAGUCUCCACAGACGAACCAUCGAAUCUCUUUGGGCAAGAAAGUGAAGUCCGUGAAAGAAACCAUGAGAAAACGCAUCUCCAAGAGAUACCACUGCGCUCUCUCUGAACAGUUAAGCCCAGACCGUAUGUCCAGCGGGCCCCAGUCCCCCCACAGCCACACAGACACAGACUCACUGGAGAAACCCAAGCUGAAGGCUGGAGGGUCAGUGGAGAGCCUGAGGAGCUCCCUCAGCGGACAGAGCUCCAUGAGUGGUCAGACAGUGGGCACCACAGACUCCUCCAACAGCAACCGAGAGAGUGUGAAGUCUGAGGAUGGAGAGGAGGAUGAACUUCCCUACAGAGGACCCUUCUGUGGUCGAGCUAUGGUGCACACUGACUUCACCCCCAGCCCCUACGACACUGACUCUCUCAAACUGAAGAGAGGUGAUGUGAUUGACAUCAUCAGCAAGCCUCCAAUGGGGACGUGGAUGGGCCUGCUGAACAGUAAGGUGGGAACAUUUAAGUUCAUCUACGUGGACGUUCUGGCUGAGGAGGAAGACAAACCUAAACACACCCGACGGAGGAGGAAGGGACAGCAGCCCAAACCCACCUCUGUAGAGGAACUCCUGGAACGCAUCAACCUCAAAGAGCACCUGCCCACUUUCCUCUUCAACGGCUAUGAGGACCUGGAUACCUUUAAGCUUCUGGAAGAGGAGGAUCUAGACGAGCUUGACAUCGGAGAUCCUCAACACAGGGCUGUGCUGCUCACCGCUGUGGAGCUUCUGCAGGAGUACGACGGUAGCAGCGACCCGGACCGUAGCAGCCAGACAGGGGGUUGUCAGGAGAAGCUGUUACUGGACCGCCGGGGCCUCCUGGGGGACUCCCCACGAGACUCUGGCUGCUAUGAGAGCAACGAGAAUCUGGAGAAUGGAGGGAGGGGCAAAAAGACGUCUUCUUCCAUGAGCAGGUCCUCGUCCGGUUUUCAAUCCAGUCACCUCCCAUCCCCAGAGUCCCCCGGUCUCCCCCUCACCCCGACCCACCCCAGCCUCCCCCUGAUCCACCCCAGCAAGACCACCUUACAGACCAGACCAGAGCACCAGUCCACUACCUUACCAUCUCUAGGAGCCUCCGUGACCAGCUGCAACCUUCUGAGCCCAGGCAGAAGCCAGAGCCAGAGCCAUCGCAGUCACACCCACAGAGCCAUGCCACUGAGGAGCUGGAGCUGUGGUAACCUGGGCCUGGCAGGUAAGCCUUCUCCCACAGCCCUGGGGCAGCUCCCCCUGGGGGAGCUUCACUCAGACCAGGGCCUCUACACCACUGAGCUCCACACCCUGGAAGACAUGACGCCAGCUCAUAACACCAUGUCCAAGGCUAAGGGACAGGGCUACCCUACACAAGAGGAGGCCCUACAGCAGUUGUCGACACACUCUGAAGGAUCUUUCCUGUCCUCACAACCACUGCUCACCUCACCUUGUAGUGUUCUGUCUGAUACGUUAGAGUUGGACAUGGGAGUUCCCAGGUUAACAGACCUCCUUCCAUACACACACCUCAAAAUAUCCACUCCAGCACCAGGACGUAGGCCCAAGCAUCGUUCAGCCAAGCCUUUCCUGUCAAACCCAUGUAUACCAUCAUCACCCCCAGCAAUGACCAGUGACGGUGGUAGUGCCUAUAAGCUCUUCUCUUUAGAUGGCACCUCUUUAAAGGAUGAAGUUAUUACAGAGGCAACAACCCAACCGUGCAGCUCAGACCCGGCAACCCAAACCUGUAUCUCAGACUGUGACCUUGCAGACUCUCCUCUCCAGUCUGAAGUCCACAUGACGCAGCCUGCUGGGGGAAUGGAAACUAUGCCUGUCAGGUCAGUCAAGCUGGGACCCCUCCUGGAGGAAAGACUGGAGUCAGAGGGGAUAGAUCUGACAGCGGAGCCCUUCUCUGACAAGUAUGGUCGCUAUGGAAUCCCCCAGUCUCUGGUCCAGAGGUACGCCACUGACCUGAACCAGCCUCUAACAGAGGCUGUAUGCCAUGGACCUGCUCAGACUCACACAGCUCCGCAAGCAGCAGCGCAUGGCAGUGUGUCAAAAGCCACAGACCCUAGCGCUUGGACUAACAGCAGUGACUGACAACUGACACAAAUAUAAUUUACUGCAGCUUACUGGGUUUCCUAUCAAGGUUUCAUAUCAAGUCAUUUACCUUUGAUUCUAAACUAUUAUGACCAUUUCUAAGCUAUUAUGAACAUUUCUAAGCUAUCAUGUGAAUACAUGAAAUACUGUGACUGACUACUGAUUUUAUUAUUUUUUUCUUCAUUUAAAUAUUGUAUAAGGUUGAGUGCCAUUAAAGCAAUACAAAACAUUUUCUUUCAAUGUACCUUUUCUGGAAAGUUAAAAUGUUUUUAAAAAUCUGAGACAUCUGAACACGUGUAGCCUUAACAUUCUGUAUACUCCCCUUGUCCUAAGGGUCAAAAAUGGCCUGCCUUCACUAAACCCCUAAAAUAAAGCAGCUUAAUUGAAUUUUAAA